Molecule: messenger RNA, 9517 nt
Organism: Sarcophilus harrisii (Tasmanian devil)
Lineage: Eukaryota; Metazoa; Chordata; Mammalia; Dasyuromorphia; Dasyuridae
Gene: GLG1
Product: golgi glycoprotein 1
Exons: 26
Coding region: 45-3566 (1173 amino acids)
Cellular component (GO): Golgi membrane
Molecular function (GO): fibroblast growth factor binding
Source: RefSeq, a predicted model, not a curated record
AUACGUGGCGGCGCCGGGUACGUCGAGGCUGCCGCGGACUCAAGAUGGCGGCGUGUGGACGUGUACGGAGGAUGUUCCCCUUGUCCGCGGCUCUGCCGCUGCUUCUACUCGUGGCGGUCCGGGCCCAGAAGUCCCAGAACCUGGGAGCCCUCCACCAGCCUCCGGGGCUGAGCUUCAAGAACUUCGGCGAGGCCGUGGAGCCCCAGGCUCAGGUGCACGCCCAGCAGCAGCCGCAGCCGCAGGCGCCGCCGCAGCAGCCUCAGCAGCCUCAGCUGCAGCAGCAGCCGCCGCCGCAGCCCUUCGCGGCUGGAGCCGGGCCGGCCCGGCGGGGCGGCGGAGGGCCCAGCGGCGGCUGGAAGCUGGCGGAGGAGGAGACGUGUCGGGAGGACGUGACCCGGGUGUGCCCCAAGCACACCUGGAGCAACAACCUGGCCGUGCUGGAGUGUCUGCAGGAUGUGCGGGAGCCUGACAAUGAAAUUUCAUCAGACUGCAAUCAUUUGUUGUGGAAUUAUAAACUGAAUCUAACUACAGAUCCCAAAUUUGAAUCUGUGGCCAGAGAAGUCUGCAAAUCUACCAUAUCUGAAAUUAAAGAAUGUGCUGAAGAGCCAGUUGGGAAGGGCUACUUGGUCUCCUGUUUGGUGGAUCACAGGGGCAACAUUACCGAAUACCAGUGUCAUCAGUAUAUAACUAAGAUGACAGCCAUUAUCUUCAGUGAUUAUCGUCUCAUCUGUGGUUUCAUGGAUGACUGCAAAAAUGACAUCAACAUUCUGAAGUGUGGCAGCAUCCGUCUCGGAGAAAAGGAUGCCCACUCGCAAGGUGAGGUGGUGGCCUGCUUGGAGAAAGGUCUAGUAAAAGAGGCAGAAGAAAGAGACCCCCGGUUUCAAGUCUCGGAAUCUUGCAAAAAAGCCAUUCUCCGUGUGGCUGAGCUGUCCUCAGAUGAUUUCCACUUGGAUCGGCAUUUAUAUUUUGCUUGUCGAGAUGAUCGGGAACGUUUCUGUGAAAAUACACAGGCUGGUGAAGGCAGAGUAUAUAAGUGCCUCUUUAACCACAAGUUUGAAGAAUCAAUGAGUGAAAAGUGUAGGGAAGCAUUGACGACUCGACAAAAGCUGAUUGCCCAAGAUUACAAAGUCAGUUAUUCGCUGGCAAAAUCAUGUAAGAGUGAUCUGAAGAAAUAUCGAUGUAAUGUGGAAAACCUUCCCCGGUCCAGAGAAGCUAGACUUUCUUAUCUUCUGAUGUGUCUGGAAUCUGCUGUACACAGAGGUCGACAGGUUAGCAGUGAAUGCCAAGGAGAAAUGUUGGAUUACCGACGCAUGUUGAUGGAAGACUUUUCUCUGAGCCCUGAGAUUAUCUUGAGCUGUCGAGGGGAAAUUGAACAUCACUGCUCUGGAUUACACCGAAAAGGGCGGACACUACACUGUCUGAUGAAAGUUGUCCGUGGAGAAAAGGGAAAUGUUGGAAUGAAUUGCCAGCAAGCGCUUCAAACACUGAUUCAAGAAACUGACCCUGGUGCAGAUUACCGCAUUGAUCGAGCUUUGAAUGAAGCUUGUGAAUCUGUAAUACAGACGGCCUGCAAGCACAUACGAUCUGGAGACCCAAUGAUCCUCUCUUGCCUGAUGGAGCAUCUCUACACGGAGAAGAUGGUCGAGGACUGCGAACACAGGCUGCUGGAGCUACAGUAUUUUAUCUCUCGAGACUGGAAACUGGAUCCUGUUCUUUACCGCAAGUGCCAAGGAGACGCCUCUCGCCUCUGUCAUACCCACGGCUGGAACGAGACCAGUGAGCUGAUGCCCCCAGGGGCCGUGUUCUCCUGCUUGUAUAGACACGCCUACCGCACCGAGGAGCAGGGCCGGAGACUGUCUCGAGAAUGCCGAGCUGAAGUCCAGAGGAUCUUGCACCAGCGGGCCAUGGACGUGAAGCUGGACCCUGCUCUCCAGGACAAGUGCCUUAUCGACCUGGGCAAGUGGUGCAGUGAAAAAACUGAGAUGGGCCAGGAGCUUGAAUGCCUCCAGGAUCAUCUUGAUGACUUAGUUGUGGAAUGCAGAGAUAUAGUGGGCAACCUCACAGAAUUAGAGUCAGAGGACAUUCAGAUUGAAGCUUUGUUGAUGAGAGCCUGUGAGCCUAUCAUUCAGAAUUUCUGCCAUGAUGUGGCAGAUAAUCAGAUCGACUCUGGAGAUCUGAUGGAAUGUCUGAUCCAAAACAAGCACCAGAAGGAAAUGAAUGAGAAAUGUGCAAUUGGCGUCACCCACUUCCAGCUGGUCCAGAUGAAGGACUUUCGAUUCUCCUACAAAUUUAAAAUGGCUUGCAAGGAAGAUGUCUUGAAACUUUGCCCCAACAUCAAAAAAAAGGUAGACGUGGUCAUCUGCCUGAGUACCACUGUGCGCAAUGACACGCUGCAGGACGCCAAGGAGCAGAGGGUGUCCCUGAAGUGCCGCAGACAGCUACGUGUUGAGGAGCUGGAAAUGACAGAGGAUAUCCGCCUGGAGCCCGAGUUAUACGAGGCCUGCAGAAGUGACAUCAAGAACUACUGUCAGACCGUGCCCUUUGGCAAUGCCCAGAUCAUUGAGUGUCUGAAGGAGAACAAAAAGCAGCUUAGUCCUCGCUGCCACCAGAAGGUCUUUAAGUUGCAGGAGACAGAAAUGAUGGACCCAGAACUGGACUACACGCUCAUGAGAGUUUGUAAACAAAUGAUCAAGAGAUUCUGUCCAGAUGCAGAUUCAAAGAACAUGUUGCAGUGUUUGAAACAAAAUAAAAACAGCGAACUGAUGGACCCCAAAUGUAAACAAAUGAUCACCAAGCGUCAGAUUACGCAGAGCACAGAUUACCGCCUAAAUCCUGUGCUAAGGAAAGCCUGUAAAGCUGACAUUCCUAAAUUCUGCCAGAAUAUUAUCAAUAAGGCCAAGGAUGACUCUGAGUUGGAAGGUCAGGUCAUUGCCUGCCUGAAACUGAAAUAUGCUGAUCAGCGCCUUUCUCCUGAUUGUGAAGACCAGAUUGGAGUAAUAAUCCAGGAAUCUGCUCUGGAUUACAGACUCGACCCUCAGCUGCAGAUGCAUUGCUCAGAUGAGAUCUCCAGCCUGUGUGCAGAAGAAGCAGCAGCCCAGGAACAGACUGGUCAGGUAGAAGAGUGUUUGAAAGUGAACCUGCUGAAAAUCAAAACGGAAAUGUGUAAAAAGGAAGUAUUAAACAUGCUAAAAGAAAGCAAAGCAGACAUAUUUGUGGACCCAGUUCUCCAUACAGCCUGUGCCCUGGACAUAAAACAUCAUUGUGCAGCCAUCCCCCCUGGACGAGGGCGGCAAAUGUCCUGUUUAAUGGAGGCCCUGGAAGAUAAGCGGGUAAGAUUACAGCCAGAGUGCAAAAAGCGCCUCAACGAUCGCAUUGAGAUGUGGAGUUAUGCAGCCAAGGUCGCCCCUGCGGAAGGCUUCUCGGAUCUUGCCAUGCAAGUGAUGACUUCGCCCUCUAAGAACUACAUCUUGUCUGUGAUCACAGUGGGCAUCUGCAUCCUGUUCCUGAUUGGCCUGAUGUGUGGACGAAUCACCAAGCGGGUGACACGAGAGCUCAAGGACAGGUAGAGCCCCGAGUGGCCACCAAAGCAACCACCUGCCCAGUGCCCGGUUUGUACAGCGCUCUUGUAUAGUCUCCCCUUCCGCCUCCCCCUUCAGAGCGGAGCAGCAAGCACCCACAUUAGAGCAGCAGCCGUCUCCACUCCGUUGCCCCGUCUUGGAUUUCAUCCACGGCAUCCUCAUCACGAUGAGAGUCUGUGCACAACCUCAGCAGCUGGCCACCUUUGUUAUCCCCUUUGUUAGACUUUUGUUUACCUGCCUGUAGAUAAGUCUCUCAUGCCAAUGGAACUACCAACGCUCCCAGAAUCAGACUGACCUGACCUGCAGCUCAAACCAUUUUUAAGUAAAAUUUUUAAAGAGAGAAAAAAAAUUAUAUAUAUAUAUAUAUAUAAAUAUAUAUAAAACCUCCAAGCUUGAUUUGGGUAGUGGGGUUCAUACCUGGAUACAUUUCUAUUCUCUGACUGGGUAAAAAUCAAGAGAGGACUUUAGAGAGGAAUCAUGUCAUCUAACACAACUUGUUUUUUUGGAUGUCUUACUCAUCUUCUUAUAAGUGUCUUCAGCAUUUAAUCAGGAUAGUGGACACCAGUGACAGGAUUCCCCACUGGCCAUCCUGAUUCGGGUCCCAUUUAUUUCUGCUGAAACAUCAAUGCCUUCCAGCUUCCGUCCUCAAAGAGCCGCUACUGGCCAAGGUCUCAGGCUCUGAAGAGAUUCUUAAGCUUUCCAUGCAUCGAGUAAAACUGGGCCAAUGGAAACGGAACUGGGGAGAUGGAGCUUUUGUGAAGCCAGUCCAUCCAUAGAACUGCACUGAAAGGCUAUGUCCCAUGUCCCCCCGGCAGCCUUCUUCCUGCCAGCUCACAUGCCACUUAAGUUUGGAGCUGACUCUGGAAGCCGUCUGCUGCAUCUGAGACCCCGCCUGGAAUCAGAAGAGCCCUCUGGGAGCUGACUGGGGGAAGGAGGGAGGUCAUCAGAGACACUCUGACUCAUUUGGGUUUGGUUUUUUUUUUUUUUUUUUUUUUUUUUUUUUAAUAUUUAAUUAUAGGCUAGCAAAACUCGGUUUGCAAAGAUCCAUUGGAAGUCUCAGUGUGUCUCUUGUAUUCCAACAACUAAGGCAUUCUAAACCUUCUCGGAGCACAGUCCCAGCUCAGUGAUUCCCCACUUGGGCCAGAUGCAGAUUACACAUCAAAAAAGGGGAGAGUCUUUUCCAUCUUUGCCACACCAGCCCUGGAGGUGCUGGAGGAAUAGGGUGUUUUCAGGACUCGGCAUCCCUUCCUGCUUCUGAGCUGAAAAAGGAAUCUCACCCAGAGCCUGGCUCACUUGUUUUCCCUAAUUGUAAAAAGGAUUGGGGGGUGAAUGGGGGUCCAAUCCUAAAAUACCUUAAGUUGAGUAUGGGGCUUAAAGUCACAGUGGUUGCACAAGAGGGCCACAUGUACAGUAGGGAUUAUAUAUAUAUACAUACAUAUAUAUAUAUAUAUAUAUAAUAUAUAUUUUAUUAACCUGUAAGAUGUGUCCACAUAUUAUGUGCUGGAGUAUUAUAAAUGAUGUGCCUAAAACUGUCCAUAUAGGCUGAGGCUGAUUCAUAAUUAAUUUCCAUUCCUUCACCUUUUCUGGUUUCUCCCCUACGCCUUACCAAGAAUUAUCUGGUAUUUCCAUGAUAUGAUAGGGAGCAUAUAUGAUUGUGGACCAGCUGAUCUAGGUUACUCUCUGUGUAUAGACUGACAUGUAUAUGAAUACUGUGAUUUCUUUUGCUACCCUUCCAGAGUGCUAGAGAGGGUACAAAAAUAGACAUUAGGUGAAGAUACCUCUGUUCCAUCUCCUGCACACCACAGGUUGGAGGGAAAAUGGUCUUUGUUGCAAUCUUCUCUCGAACAUUGGCAAAGUGCCUCGAAUCUCAGGCCGUGGUCGUUGAGAGAGAAGGUUAUGGAGGGGUUCUGAAAUGCAGACGCUGUGCUUCCUGCCUCCCUCGGGUUGUGUGAGUUUCCAAGAGAAAUGGUUGUCCUUCAGACACAGGGAGGCUGGUGGCCCUGCCCGUUUCCCUCAGUCUUGUUUAUGAGACUAUCUUAGACUAUCUUCCAUAGUUGACUUGAGGUUUUUUCCUCCAGAUUCAUGAAACUUGAAACUCAAGGUACAUAAAUUCCCUUUUCCUUCUGACCCCCAUGAGUGAAUUGAGGUUUUUGCUGUAUGAGGACUUUAAUGGUGGAGGGAAGGGAGAAGUUUCAUGGGAAAUCGGUUGACUGGUUGAUUUUGUGUGUGUGUACGUGCGUGCAAGUGUUUUAAAGAAAAAGUAUCAAUUGAACAUUUUUUUAAAAGCAUGGAUUAAGCACAUUCACCUUCUCCCCGCUCCCCUAAGGGAAGACCCUCAUAGGGUUGCCAUCCAAGUAGAGGUGAGUAAGGGGAUGGGAGAGUGAAGAGACCAGUGCCCAGAACCCAGGGAUCAUGUGUAUAGAUCCUGGACAUCAUUUCUAGUGAUGUCUGGGGUAGGGCUGAAGGGCAGCAUCAACUUCUACCAUCUAAGGGAAUAAUUUCUCGACUGUGUUUUUCCCAGAUAGAGACUGUUGACUCCUUGUAAGGGAGGAUUCUGACAGCCCUCAGUGGAGUGUUCCCAAAGCCUUAGGACAGUUUUAAACUGAGACUUUGGACAGCUAAGUGGCACUGCACCAGACAGACCCUGGGGCCUGGAGUCAGAAAGACCCCUGAGGUCACUCCAGCCUCAGAGACUCAAGCCUGAUCCUGGACAAGUCACUUAACCCUGUCUGUUUCUUUAUCUGUAAAAUGAGUUGGAGAAGGAAAUGGCCAACCAUCCCCCCCCCCAAAAAAAAAAAAUGGGGUCAUGGGGUCAUGAGAGUGUCAGACACGGCUUAACAACCACUGCAAGACUUUUGGGAUACCCUAGUUAUCUUAAGAUUUUUUUCUAAACUUCAAAGAUUUUUUUGUUUCUUUCAAAAUGAACUGUGCUAAUUCUUGGCAUAUUAGCAGAAUUAGAAAUUAGAAAGGAAAAUUGGCUCUUGAAACUUUCAACCUUUUAAAAUUAUUGAACUAGUAAGCAAAAAUCCCUUCUCAUUGCUUAAUGAAAAUAAUUUUAGUGAUUCUUGAUCUGUUAUCAGAAGGUAUUUUGAGAGGGGCAAUAUUAGUCACAAACUGAGACCUCAGUAGUAAAUUCUGGUCAUGAUGUUCUAAGCAAAUGCCAUUUCAUUUUCCAGGCCCAGGUGUCCAGCGCCAACUUGGCCACCUGCUAGACUCAGGUGCUGUGAUUACAAAAACUACCUUUGUAACUGUCCCCAUUGAUAGAGCUGUCACUCAAGAUCUAUACUUCCUAUUUGCCGGUUUACUUACCUUAUGUCCAGCACUGAUCAACCUAGAGGGAAAAGUUUCUUGCCAUCAGUGAUAGCAUGAAGUUCAAACAGGGGCUGCUCGUUAAAUCCAAAGAUGUAACCAUCCAAAAGAAAAUUAUCCAGGCCUUUACCAAGAAAUAAUUUAACAGCUAGUUUCCAAGUUAGCAGACAUCCAGUGUUCUACAGUUGGCACCUCAUUCCCACAGCUUUCCAACUCAGAUAUCCAUCUUCCAUUUUGGACAUGUCAUUCAUUAUUCAAAAAACCAGAAACCUAAGUAAUCUGGCGGAGCUGGAGCUACACUGGGCCAGUAGUAAGAAGUUAUUUAGUAGUGUGGGCGGCCUUUAAUAAGGGGAACAGGGGAGAGCAAGUGCUGGAGUGUUCUAGCCUCUGAAAUUGCUAUCAUCCAAAGAAGAGGGUUUUAGAAAGAAGUAACAGGUAUAACAGGUAUUCUUGGUGUGACCAGGAUCUGUGUGAAUGAGAGUCAGAUCUUUUCAGAAUAGAAACUUUCUAAUAGGGUAAAAAUAUCUGGCUGUGGGACUAAUAUUUCUUCAAAAGCUGAGGCUUUGGAAGAUCUGAGGAUUUCAAAACCUGUUAUAAAGAAAGCUGUCAUCUCCUUUACCCCAAACAUGCCUUCUAGCUCUUGCCCCCACUUCCAAAGUUACCUGAUCCUUUCAGCAGACCUACAGGCCCCAAUUCUAAUUCAGAAAAUUCUUGGGAAACUGUAACUCCAGGGAAUUGACAUCGGCUGCUAGGUAGCAUUUACUUGUUACAAGUUACUUUGUUAAUCAAUAAAUAUAUUUGAAUUGAGUUUACUUCCAGAAUCUUUAACAUAUCACUUAAUCCUCAGAGAGUUGAGAAGGGAAUACUAUUAAAGAUUGAUAGACAUUUUUAGUUUUUCUUUCUUCCAAGAAAAUAAAUGCCAGGUUUCCUUUCCUCCUAGGGGAGCACAGAGAUCUGGUGUAUUUCAUCAGCCUGACAUCACCUCAUAAAAGUAUUGAUAAGUGAGUAGUUAAUAUUAGGCCCUUAGUUUGAGAAUUGCCCAUCCAGUUUCUUCAUUACAUACUGUGUUUAUUAUUGUCAGUUGGAUCAGAAUCAAGUCUUUCCUUUAUAUCACUGUGGCCUUUGAAAUAUUUUGCACCCUAGAUUUUUCCUGCUAUUGCCCAUCUACUUCAGAAAGUCUCCCUAAAGUUCUGGAGCAGAAAUUCAGGUUCCAUUAAAUUCAAAGUCUAAAUGGGGACAGGAUAGGGGUGGUUCAAUGGUAUGAUGAGUGUAGUUUCAAGAAAUGAGGAAUAUCUUCUGAAUAAACCAGAAUCAAUCCAUCCAUCCAUCCUCUGUGUGCCAACUCCUAAUGCAGUCUGUUGCCACCCUCUCAACAAGGCAAAAUUUUCUCCCUUGGCAGACCUUAGUCAUUGACUUCUGGGUCAGGGAACAUGGGAGAUCAGUCUAUCGGCUGUCUCCAGCCUUAAUAUAGAAGUGUUCCACCAACCUCAUCCACCUGGUGAAAGGGUCUAUUAAUCUAUAAAUCUAACAGUCAAUUCAUAAUACAGAAGAAUGUGGCAUUUUGAACUGUGAAUACUCUUACUUGCUUUUUCGCCCCCUUCAAACUGAGUGUAUAAAAACAGAAGUCAAAAUGGUAUAGUUGUAUGUCCCUAUUUGAAUCAGACCUAGUUUAUAAAAUGUAGCAUUCUGUUGCAUUAAAAAUUUAGUGUGGUUUUUGGUGUGGAUGUCUCCCUCUCUGAACCCCUUCUCUCCAUUUUCCAUGUGAUAUUAAUGUAUCUAACACUCUAACUUAAUUUUUUUUGGGGGGGAGGGUGAUAUAUCUCUAGAGUUGGCUAACUUUCCAGUCAUAUUCAUUCUUGGCCUUCCUCACUCCAUCUCUCCACCAUUCCUAUUCCUUCAAAAAUUGGGAAACCAUAAACCCAUACUGGUACAUCCAGGUUCCUGUGUCUUCUCCCCAUGGCACUCAGGCUCUCAAAGCUGGAACACAGGGCUGUAGAGGAAUUAGGCUGUCCAAAGUUAAUGGAUUCUUGGUGACCUACCACCCCAUUCUCUUGCUUAUCCCAUGAACAGACUACCAAAGAGAAAGACCUCCUCCGAUGCGUUGCAAAUUAUAGGAGUCUUGGUAGUAGACAGAUUUGACAACUGAAGCGGAGUUAGGGUGGUACUGUCCCAUUCAGAGGUGCCAGGGUCUCUGAAAGGGGUCUCCAUGUCAGACGGAAUGCACUCAGUGAAAUAGCAGAUGAACAGGGUAGGAUUAAGUGGGAGGGUCAGACCUGAAAGUUGGUUAGCGCCAUUACCAUGUUGUCAGCCUCUCCAAGGGCAGUGUCUCAAAUCAAUCAAAGCAUUGAAAUAAACUGGACAGCAAAUGUUGUGUGAGAUCUUAGGCCUUUUUUUUAAAAAAUAAAAAAAAAAAAGAAAAGGAAUGAAGAAAAAAGAGGGGAAAAAAGAAAUAAAAAUAAAAUAAGACUCUUUUGUAAAUUGUUUUCUGUGUAUAAAAUUCUGGCCGUUCCUUGUUUUUACAUGUUCAUGCUGUGUAAUUUUGAGAUGUUACUGAAAUUCUGAACAUAAUGUGCAUUUUUUUCUGUACAGAUGAAAUGGGAGAAUUUAAUAAAAAAAAGAGUCUGCAGGUU